Xiphophorus couchianus (Monterrey platyfish) is the source of this 3642-nucleotide messenger RNA. It is a transcript of the gene naf1, whose product is annotated as nuclear assembly factor 1 homolog (S. cerevisiae). The record is from RefSeq and is a predicted model, not a curated record. Gene Ontology annotation, biological process: box H/ACA snoRNP assembly; pseudouridine synthesis; ribosome biogenesis. Gene Ontology annotation, molecular function: RNA binding. The coding region runs from base 157 to 1599 and encodes 480 amino acids. NCBI's taxonomy places the organism in Eukaryota, Metazoa, Chordata, Actinopteri, Cyprinodontiformes, Poeciliidae. Gene Ontology annotation, cellular component: sno(s)RNA-containing ribonucleoprotein complex. The transcript has 9 exons.
GUUUUUCUAUUAAUCAUUCAGUUUUAUUUUGAAAGUGAGUACAGGAAGUUGUGUGAGUGAUUUUCCAAACCUGUGCGCGUGUCCUCAACGUGGAUGUAACUUCUCCUCAGACAGAGUGACAUAAUCUGCUUGGAAACACUUUAAUUGGCUUCUCAGAUGGACAGAAGCUCGCCAGGUGAUGAUAAACAGAACCUGCCACUGAUGGAGAAUGCAGAAGAGAUGGAGGUCGCCAUGACAACUCAGCUAGAAAAUCUCCUUGUGACCAGAGAGGAUGCCAUACAAACGCAGGCAGAGGAAACAGAUGGGCUCCCUUCGGUGUCUCAGUGUGAGAAUGAGGACUCAAACAAGUCUGUCCACACAGACACUUCAACAUCACAUCUACCAGAGAUGAACGAUCACAACUUGCCAUCAGAAAACGAGGGGAAGGAGGUGCAGGUCACUAUGGUAACGCACGCAGAGCAUGUUUCUGUGACCCGAGACGAUGCCACACCAGCAAACACACGUACGGAGGCAGAUGAAGCGGGAGCUGUCCAAACAGCCCCAUCAGCAGUAACGCUCCCUGUGAGCUUUGUAUGUGAGGCUGGCUGUGUGGACGAGGAGUCGGAGGAUUCAGACAGUGACAGUUCUUCAUCUUCUUCCUCAUCCUCCUCUUCUUCCUCAUCCUCCUCUUCCUCCCCUGCCCCUGUGUUUGAGGAUGUUGAUGAAGGUUUCAGCCAACCAGCCCCUGUCAAAGCUAGAGAUGAAGUCUUACUUGAGGAGCUUCCAGCUGUGGAGGAAGUCAGUGUGAGCUUACCUGAGGAAGCCGCGCUGCAGCCAGCGGGAACGGUCUCCAGUAUCAUCCAGCAGCUUGUUAUUAUCCAGUCCCUGAAGAACACGCCUGCUCUGAAUGAGGACAGCAUCCUGUUCAGGUCCGACAGGGUGGCUGUGGGAAAGGUGUUUGAGGUGUUCGGCCCUGUGUGCAGUCCUUUGUACGUUUUGCGCUUCAACUCUUCAGAUCAGAUCAGCAGCAAAGGCCUGACUGAGGGAUCGACUGUUUAUUUUGCUCCAGCACUCAAAGAGUACACGGAGUACAUCCUGACGCAGCAGCUCAAACUUUUAAAAGGAUCUGAUGCUUCCUGGAAGAAUGAUGAUGAACCACCAGAAGAGGCUUUGGAUUAUAGUGAUGAUGAGAAGGAGCAGGAGGCAAAAAGAAAAAUAAGGAACAGCAAAAGGAAGGAAAAUGGCUGUGCAGAUAAAUCCAGUCAGCAGCAGAACCUCGACCGGCGGGCUUUCCAGCCCCGACACGCCAGAAACCGAGUCCGACAUCAGCACCCGAGAAAUGCGCCGCCGCCAUCCGCCCACUCCUACCCUCCACCUGGACACACGGACAUUCCUCCUGCAUACUUUCCUUCCCACUCCCCUUAUCUUCCUCAUCCUCAUCAUCAUCACCCUUUCUCUCCACCCAGCUUCCCCCUCUACCCUCCUCCUCCUCUUCCUCCAGCGUUUUUCAACCCAUCUUUCUCCCCGUCUUUCUGGCAUCCAAACUCUGUCCCCUAUGUUGACUUCCCUCCUCCUCCGCCUCCACCACCGCCACCUCAUCCCCCCUCGUCACCUCACUAACACACACACACACACACACACACAUUCCCCAAGUUGGUAGGGUGAUUUUUGUUUGUUAUAAGGAAUAUAUGAUUUACUUUCAGCAGCCUAUCAGUUUAGUGGCUGGUAGGCUGUAAAUUUUUUAUGUGUAAAUUAAUUUAAAAAAAACAGUAAAUCACUUGUAACGGAUAAUGAAGCUGUGAGCAGCUUUUUAUUUUGAUAUUUUACAUUUUUUGUUGUUUUUAUUUUUCAGAUAUAAACAUUUUUAAUUAUGCAGAACAUUUUCUUUUAGGAGUGCAUUGAUUUAUCAGCCAGCCAGUUUAUCUUUGCCGAUUUCCUUAAUUUUGAGAGAUAAGGGAUCGGCCGAUACUUGUAUAUGAAGCCAAUCUUAUCCACUAAUCUUGUGCAACGUUGCAAAGGUCAGUAAUCAACGACUUUCCUAUUCUGCUCUGCAGUGAGAGAGGUUUGACAGUCACCCCAUUGUUGCCAACUUAGCAACUUUCUUUCUCUUUUUAGCAGCAUUUCAGACAAAAAAAAUUGGCAUUGGCCAAAAUCGGAAUUGGCAGGUCAGAUGUUUGAAAGAUAGGUGAUCGGCCAGAAAACUGCAACUCAGGGGUCUGUUUUUGUAACUAAAGCAAGGGUGCAGUCCUACACCCAUGGUUUUUUUUUAUUUUUCUGCCACUUUCACCUCAUUUGCUCAUGUAAUAUGGGCUUUUGGGAAUUGAUCACCUGCAGACUGUGAAUCCUUAUGAACCAAGAUGGCACCGCUCACUGUGACUGAAAGCUUAGAGACGCACCAACCAGCUCUAAAACGACUUUAUUUGACCUUUUUUUCGUCUCUUCACACCCAAAAAAAAAAUCUGUCUAUUUCAGCUGUUCUGUACCUAAAAUUUUGUUUAGUCCGGAGAUUAAUUCAUUAUGAAGAUAAACACUCACAAAAAUGUUCACGUUUAAUUUAAUUGUACACUUUUUGCUGACGUUUAAACUCUGUUUUUAUUAUACCCAAGCAAAUAAAAGUUAUACAAUCGCAUUUUCUUCCUGGAGAUUAUUGAAAAUGAUUUGAAAUCAUUGGUUUUCAUAGUGAGCAUGAAACAACCAAACUACAACAAUAUGAAAUAACAAAGCAGGGGAGAUGGACAGCACCACUUUAAACCACAUUCACCUCCUUCAAAGUCCUGCGAAACAAAACAGAAAUACUUUCUUCCAUAGUUAGUAACUUCAUGAAAUUGUACUACAUGAACCAGAGCUAAAGGGAGCUCUUUAGUCUCAUUCAAGUAUUGUUUAUUACAGUUGGUAGAAGGACCAAUGGGGGCCAUGAACCCCUCUUGAAAAAUACUGGUCUCCUCAGAGUCAUAGUUAUGACUCUGAAGACAUAAUUGUUAAACCUAAUAAAUAAAUAAAUGCACAAAUAUAUAUAUUUUUAUUUCAUUAGGUGUGCCCCUGAAACAUUUUCCGUUUGAAAAAUUUCUGGAGGUGCCACUAACUGCAGAAUUACAAUGACAAACAAUUAGUAGGUGAAUUCUCCGUAUUUCGCAUUGUUGUUCAUUUUAGAUGCUUCUUGUUGAACAUUUCAGAUUAAUGAACAGACCAAAGCACAGGCGCUGUAAUAUUUUUCAAAAGCAAAUAAGACUUUGUGAAACUAGUGAACUCAGUAUUUGUUGAUCAUCUGGAAUCCUAAAAACUUCAGUCACAUUAUCUAUUGUAAUCUUUUACACUCAGCUUGUAAACAGGACAUUAUUUUUCAAAUCCUCAAGGGGAAAAAAGUGUGUAAUACUGUGUUUUUGUAACUAAACUAAUCCGUUCAUGUCAUCCUUAAACCUCAGGAGACUUUUUGAGUUAGUUAGACUUUUUGUUCCCCAUCAGGGUAGCACCAUGUCUUCAUUCACAUUUUUUUCUACUGAUUUCAAUGUAGUUACUGUCUUUGUUGUUCUGCACUUGUAACUGUGAUAUAAGAAUGUGUUAAAAUGCUAAACUUUUCUUUCCCACAAGCCCUGCAGUUUGUCACUGCAGCCAUAAUUCAGUCAUUAAUCGAAUAAAAUGAUGGAAAACUGGAAUUCAAGUUAC